AUGUCGCGCUGUUUUCCAUUUCCACCACCAGGAUAUGUAAAGAAGGCUAGCACAGAUGAAGUGGACUUGUUAAAAAAGGAAAAGCAGAAAGAGAAAAAACAUAAGAAAGAUAAGAAGGACAAAGAGAAGAGGGAAAGUAAGGAGAAGAGGGACAAAGAAGGAAGAGAUGGAAAGCACAAGGAAAAGAAGGACAAAAAGGAAAAACACAGAGAGAAAAAGAAAGAUAAGAAAAAGGACAAGAGCAAAGAUAGAGAUAAAAGUAAAAUCAUCUCUGCAGAUGACAAAGGGUUUCCAAGACAAGCUGAGGGUCUCAACACUGGUAAUCUCCAUCAAAAGGAACUUAAGCAAGAUGAUAAGAAGGGUAUCUUAUUUGAAAACAGACUCACCCAACAGUACUCUGGUAACAAUGGGGAGAAGGCAAGAGAUAAAAAUCCUCUGGCUGAGGAGAAUACGGAUUCAAGGUUCCUCCUGGAGUUGGACAGGAGGAUUAGGAAUGAUGAUGGGGGAGCUAACAAUCAAUUCGUUCAUACCUUUACUGGUGCAAACCAUAGAAAAGAUGAGGGGACUGUUAGGCUGGUGGCUAAAGGUGGUGGCUCCAGGCUUGAUGGUAAUGAAAAACUCAUGGAUAAGGGUCUUGAUGUUAAGAAAAUUGAUGCUAGAGGAGUACAGGCUGAGGUCCGACCUAUUGGAAAUUCACCAGUUCAGAAUCAUACUGGAAAUUUUCAUCCUGGAGAUGAUGGAAUACCAAAAGUUUUGGGGAAGUAUUUUGAAAAGAAUUUGGAAGCAACAGUUGAAGGCAAAGAAAAGGUUAAGGAAAAGAAAGAUGAAGGUAGAGAAAAGACCAAGGAAAAGACAGAAGAGGGAAAGGUUAAGGAAAAGAAAGAUGAAGGAAAAGGAAAGGUUAAGGAAAAAAAAGACGAUAAAAGAAGAGAUAAAAGGAAAGAUAGAGAGAAGGAGAAGAAAGGGCAUGGGAAGAACAAAGAAAGGGAUAAAGAGAAGAAAAAAGAGGAGAAAGCUAAGCAGUGUAGUGAACUUAAAACAACAGAGCAAAAUAAAUUAAAAGAAAACGACAAAAUUGGACUUAAAGAUUCAAAUUCUUCUGCAGUUCUUUCUAGAAACAGCCACGAGGAUGCUUUUAGUGGGGAAAAUCUCAAAAAGAGGAAGGACAUUGAGUCAAAUGGAGUUCCACGUGUUAAUGACAGUUUGCCCAAUAAACUUCUAAAAUUGUCUUCCUCUCAUCCAUUCACUGAAAAUGGAAGGAUAUUGGAACCUUCCAUGCCAAAUGCUUCGGAUAGGCCACGAGUAGCCACCAGUGUUAAGGUAGAAAACAAAGAAUGCAAGAAAAAUGGCAUCAUUGAAACUCAGCCUUUUUCAGCUUCUUCAAACAAGACUCGCACUGCUAUUGUGCCAGUUGAUUUUAUAACUGAAGCUUCUGCAAAGCCAUCCCAUCCAGACUCCAAGUACCUAGGUCAGGUAUAUUCAGUACCUAAGGUGGAUCAGUGGUCUGAUUUUGAUGAUCAAAAGUGGCUAUUUGACAGCGUUGUUUCACCAGAAAGAAAAUCUGUGGUGCAAUCUUCAGAGGUUGGGGAUACACCACAGGUAUGGGCCGAAGCUCUGCACAUAGAGUCAGCAGAUGUUUUUGCUCUUCCAUAUGUCAUUCCAUACUGA
Molecule: messenger RNA, 1668 nt
Organism: Sphenostylis stenocarpa
Lineage: Eukaryota; Viridiplantae; Streptophyta; Magnoliopsida; Fabales; Fabaceae
Source: the annotation of a GenBank genome assembly